Messenger RNA from Melanaphis sacchari, 2039 nucleotides. RefSeq lists its product as uncharacterized. Bases 73 to 1974 code for a protein of 633 amino acids. Lineage: Eukaryota; Metazoa; Arthropoda; Insecta; Hemiptera; Aphididae. The transcript is spliced from 12 exons. The record is from RefSeq and is a predicted model, not a curated record. Gene Ontology annotation, molecular function: signaling receptor binding.
UACUUUUUCUUAAUAAUAUAUUUUAAUAUUUUUGAUUUACAAAGUGUAUCAAAUGAUGAAAAUACAAUUAAAAUGGCCCAAAAUAAUGAAAAAGUUCCUGAUGUAAUGGUAGAAAGUUUGGGAGAUAAAUAUGUAAUCAAUGAACAAAUUAUUCAAGAAACUAAUGAAGGUCAACUAAAAAAACCACCUUCUGCUAUUCCUCGAAAUAGGAGUCCUGUUACUAUACAAGAAUGGGUAGAUUCAUUAACCACAUCUGUUGAUCAAAAAGAAGAUUUUGAUAAUGUAGAAUCUUCUACACUUUUAAAUAGUUCGGAUGUUGAUAAUCUUACAUUAGGAGCAGAAGCUGGACACUUAUCUAGAGUUGGAACUAUUCCAAGUGUCACUGUAACAACUGAAAGUAAUAUUGUACGUGCACCAUCAGAAACUGAAAGCCAAACUUCUAGUUUUGAUUCCAAAAUAUUAAAUGAUCGUAAACCAGAUCCUGAAGAAAUAUUACUAGGCUUAGGAUUUGGUGGCGGAAUUGAAUCAACUACAUAUGGAGAGUAUGGACGUGUUCCCAAGCGGUUUUUACAGCCAUCUCAACUAAAGGGGGUUUCUGUGGAAGAGUACUUAAAAUACCAACAAGAACUCAUUUAUAUGUAUGAAUCUGGAUUAUGGGGUUACCGUGGAUUAACUGGGCCACCACAUGCGAGCCCAUCAGUAAUAGUUGCAAAAAUCAUGGAAAAACUUCGAGAACACGAACGCGAUAUGACGUGCCCAAAAGGUUCUUCAAGUGUCAUGGUUCCAACAACUAAAUCUAUGCAUUUAACAAAAUCAAGUGCAAAACAAACCUCAAAUCGAUUUAAUAAAGCUGCUGAAAAUAUUCUUACUAAAAUUAGGUGUACACCUGGUAGUGUAUUAACUCCAGACAAUCGUAAAUGGCUUGACAGUCAAGGUGGUGACAAGUCUCCAGAAAUGUCAAGACGACUAAUAAUUGGUCAGCAAUCAUUUGUGUUAACUCGUGAUGGUACUUUAAUAGAGACACCGCCAUCUAGUAUUACUGCUGAUAGUGAAAAUUUACCAGUACCGUUUGACACAAAAGUAAUUAACGAACAAGCUCAAACUGUUGUUCAAGAGAGUUCUCCACACUUAGAUGAAGAUACUAAUGUGAUAUUUAAAGUUGAUUCAUCAUCAUCAGCAAAUUCGGAUACACAGUUUCAACAAGAAAAUAGCUUGUCAAUUGAUAUACAUAAUAAUGAUAUAAAAAUGGAUAAAUUAAGUCCUAUAUUUAAUUCAAAUCAACCUUUUGAUAAAGAUUAUAGUCCCGAAAGAGAUUUAGAAGAUUUAUUAUCUAUAGUCGAGCCUUGUCAGGAUGUUAGUAAAGCGAGUUCAGAAGUUGAUUCAGGUGCAGCAUCUGAUAGUGCUGAUACAUCAUGUGCACAAAUCAAUUUAAUAUCCUUAAAUGAAAAUGAAUUAACAGCAAAUGAAGAUGUUUCUUCUAAAAACUUAUUUAGGCAAUAUGAAGAUUUAUGUAAUCUGAGAUUGAGAUUAAAUGUAUUAGGUUGUCCAUUCAAUAUUGUGCCUCAAGAUCAAUUUAUGUCCCUCUCUGCAGAACAGAGGUGUGCACUUCAGUGUAAAAUUUUAAGACUCGCCCUCCGUGUUUAUUUAAAUAAGCUUACCGAUGAUGAAGUACACCAUGAAUUGCAAAGUUGUUUGGGAGCAGAAGUUCAACAUGUGGCUGAUCUGUUGGAUUCAAACUCUGAUGUAGACAAACUAGCAAUAAUUGUUCGACAGAUGACAGUUCUACUUCAUCAUCAAACACACUUAAAUAGCCAAUUGGCUGAGUUAACUAUCAGAGCUCAAAAUCCAACCGCAUGUCAUGACAUGUGUGAAUUGAUAUUACAGAGGGUCCGAGGACUUGAGCAGCUUGUUGAACAGAAUGCCAAUGAAUUGGCCCUAAUGAAAGCCCAACUACUAAAUAAGAAAACAUUGUGAUUACAAUUUAUUAUUAUUUAUUUGUAAAGCUUACUUAUAUCAUUAUUUAUUGAAGUAGUAAUUGA